CCGCUCGCGAGCUGCCUUCAUUUCUGGAGAAGUGGGGGUUCUUUUCGGCGAGGGCUUUGCAAUUCUUCUCCCCCUCCCCACCCCAUCCCCCCUCGUCCUGCCUUUUGGCUUUCCCCCCCUCUUCUCUCCUUCCCUUCUCCUUCCUCCAGGCAAGCGGGCUCCAGGCUGCGACCUUCUCGGCAAGUCGUCCCAGACCAAACCAGACCCAAAUCUAUUUCGGUUAAGCUGGUGUUCCUCUUUGGGUCGCUUCAGAGGAUGCUGAUUCUUCGCUGCUGGGGCCGCUGAGAGAACUCCGCUUGGAUUUGGGCUGCGUGUGCCCGAAGCUCCGUCUCUCCCACUCCUCCAGUGCACUCUAGACCACCUCCCCGGCUCUCACACCGACGCUUUGGGCUCCCCCGCCUCCUCUGGGGCUCUCUCCCCCUCCCCUUCCCCCCUCCCCUUUGCCCCUGCCCGUAGUCCCAGUGCCGCCGGCGGGGGAGCAGUCUUCCAGGAUGCAGGCUCGGUACUCGGUGUCGGCGGACCCCAAUGCCCUGGGAGUGGUGCCGUACUUGAGCGAACAGAAUUACUACCGGGCGGCGGGUACCUACGGCAGUAUGGCUAGCCCCAUGAGUGUCUACUCAGGCCACCCAGACCAGUACGGGGCUGGCAUGGGCCGCUCCUACGGGCCUUACCACCACCACCAGCCCACGGCGCCCAAGGACCUAGUGAAACCGCCCUAUAGCUACAUAGCUCUCAUUACCAUGGCCAUCCAGAACGCACCAGAGAAGAAGAUUACCCUGAAUGGCAUUUAUCAGUUCAUUAUGGACCGCUUCCCUUUCUAUCGGGAGAACAAACAGGGUUGGCAGAACAGCAUCCGCCACAACCUCUCUCUGAACGAGUGUUUUGUCAAGGUUCCCCGGGACGACAAGAAGCCGGGCAAGGGCAGCUACUGGACCCUGGACCCAGACUCCUACAAUAUGUUCGAAAACGGCAGCUUCUUACGGCGGCGGCGGCGCUUCAAAAAGAAGGACGUGCCCAAGGAGAAGGAGGAGCGGGGGCACCUCAAGGAACCGCCUCCCCAAGCUCCCAAAGGCGCCUCUGCCCACGCAGGAGCCCCCCUUCCUAGCGCCGACACUCCGAAGGAGAUAGAGAAGAAGGUGGUGAUCAAAAGCGAGGCCUCGUCGCCCGACCUGCCAGUCAUUACCAAGGUGGAGACCCUGAGCCCAGAGAGCGGCAGCGCGCUUCGGGACAGCCCCCGCAGCGUGGCCUCCACGCCGUCUGGCUCCACCGAGGGCUCGCUGCCUGACCACCACCCGUCGGGCAACGGGUUGUCUGGCUUCAGCGUGGAGAACAUCAUGACCCUGAGAACUUCGCCCCCGGGCGGGGACCUGAGCCCAGUGUCCGGCAGGACGGGGCUAGUGGUGUCUUCGCUAGCGCUGCCUUAUGGCCAGGCGCCCCCGGCUGCCUACAGCCAGCCCUGUCCCCAGGGCGUGGACACAGGCGGGAGCUACCAAUGCAGCAUGCGGGCCAUGAGCCUGUACACUGGUGGGGAGAGGCCAUCGCCCAUGUGUGGCCCAGCAGUCCUAGAGGAGGCCAUGUCGGACCACCCCAACGGCACCACGUCGCCCCUGAGUACUCUCGGCCUUGCAGCUAGUCAGGAGGGUGCUUUGGCUGGCUCGGGUCAUCACCAUCCCCAGCACCACCCUCACCACGGGCACCCGCAGCCGCCACCGCCACCUCCACCUCCUCAGCAGCCUCCGCCUCAGACCGGCACGGCCCCAGGGCAGGCUGCCUCUUGGUAUCUGAACCACAGCGGCGAACUGAACCACCUUCCCGGUCACACUUUUGCAGCCCAGCAGCAGACUUUCCCCAACGUCCGGGAGAUGUUCAACUCCCAUCGGCUGGGAAUCGAGAGCUCGGCCCUCGGUGAGCACCAGGUGAGCAGCAACACGAGCUGUCAGCUCCCAUACCGAUCCACGCCCUCCAUAUACCGCCACACCACCCCCUAUUCCUAUGACUGCACAAAAUACUGACUCCCCAAACCCUCUCCCCCUGCUCCAGCCCGCCUCGAUGGCUGCCCCUUCAUGCCUAGCCGGGGACUUUUACAAACACUUAAGGCUGCAGAGACGAACAACCUUUGGACAAACUUAUGAGCAGACCCGAGAGCAGAGAACCCUCUGAGACUUGUGCAGGUAACUUAAAAUCGCUGUCCCAGUUUCUGGGAUUCCAGGCCAGCCAAUCCGACUUGCCAAAGAGAAACAACUAACCUAAAUGAACCAAUCUUUAUUAAAAAAAAAAAAAUCAGUCCCCGCCUUUUAAGCAGAAUGGCUACAUUAUGCUCAAUUCUGGGGUCUCAGAAAGUAAAUUACGGACCAAUAUUAUAGCGAUCGUUAUACGACUUUCUCUAUACCCGCACAUUGUGCUGUGUGCGAGUAUAUAGAGCAUACGUGUAUGUAUGUGCUGUGUCCUUUUACGUUCUCUUACUGUGCUGUAAAGUGUGUGGAAUUCUAAUCAGGCUAACUCAGAGCCAUUAAUAUAAUAUUUAAAGUUGAGUUCACUGGAUUUUUUAAAAUGUCCCCCAACAAUUUCUAACUGACCAGUCGAAUACAAGUGAUUUGUACUUUGUUGUUGUGUUGUUGUUCAAUUAUGCAAUAGACUUUCUUUCCACUUCGGGUUCUUCUCAUAGAACGAGGAAAUAAUUUAUUUUUGUUGGUGGAGAAAGAAGUCAAGUAUCUGAUAAUUUUUAUUUACAAAGUGUGAUGUUUUGUAUAGUAGACUCGACCCUGAGCAUUCCUUUAAAAAUUAAUUUUUAAAAAAUUGCUUCACCUCUGUUUGUCUGAUGUGGUCUUGACUGUUGUACUUACUUUAAAAUAAAUCCAUGUUGUUUUCCUGCUCAA
Molecule: messenger RNA, 2876 nt
Organism: Gracilinanus agilis (Agile Gracile Mouse Opossum)
Lineage: Eukaryota; Metazoa; Chordata; Mammalia; Didelphimorphia; Didelphidae
Gene: FOXC2
Product: forkhead box C2
Exons: 1
Coding region: 492-2012 (506 amino acids)
Biological process (GO): regulation of transcription by RNA polymerase II; anatomical structure morphogenesis; cell differentiation
Molecular function (GO): RNA polymerase II cis-regulatory region sequence-specific DNA binding; DNA-binding transcription factor activity, RNA polymerase II-specific
Source: RefSeq, a predicted model, not a curated record